AUCUCGUUGCAGGUCAUUCAUCGGGAUUUGGCGGCAAGGAACGUGUUACUGGCAGAAAAUUUCGUCGUGAAGAUAUGUGACUUCGGUCUCGCCAGGAACCUUUACAUGGACAAUCAAUACAGGAAGAAAGGAGAUGAACCAUUGCCAAUAAAAUGGAUGGCUUUGGAGUCCCUGACCGAAGAUAUUUGUACAAGUAAGUCAGAUGUUUGGGCAUAUGGCGUAACUCUGUGGGAGAUGUUUAGCUUCGGGAAGCCUCCAUAUCCGGGCAUGGAUCGAGAAUCCCUCAUCGCCCAUCUUCAGGGGAAUCGUCGCUUGGAGACUCCCGAAUACGCUAACAAACACAUCUAUCAAAUUAUGGAGAAGUGCUGGAACCUUGAACCGAGCCGGCGGCCGAGUUUCCCCACUUUGAGUCGCUGGUUCUGCGGCAUGAUGACAGAGACUGAACGUCAGGUGACUCCAUCUUGCUCCCAUCCCGCUUUCAAUCGAUUCCUACCACGAUUACGAGAACAUAUUCAACGAAUUCUCUUGCAGAACUACAACGAACUGACUGCCCCCUUCCUGGAAAUGAACAAAGAAUAUUUCCAGACGAAUACGGACUUCCUCGAAUUGCUUUCCCCCGGUGAACCCGGAGAUGGGAUCGAACCAGGGGAAGUCAUGGAUGAUCAACCUGCUCUUGAAGAAAGGGACCCGAACCAUACCGCCACUCUUGAUGGAGAUUUUUCCUCUACAAAUGAGCCGGGUCGUUUAAGUGGCUUCAAUCUAAGAACCGAAUCGGAAAUCCAAUUGACGAACGGAAUGCCAGAUGUCUUUUCAGAGAAUGAUACAAACAAUGAAACCCGAUUGAUUGAACCAGACGAUGCAAACGAAAUCACCGGUCUCGUCAUGGAAACACACUGUUAA
Molecule: messenger RNA, 900 nt
Organism: Darwinula stevensoni
Lineage: Eukaryota; Metazoa; Arthropoda; Ostracoda; Podocopida; Darwinulidae
Source: the annotation of a GenBank genome assembly